Messenger RNA from Perognathus longimembris pacificus (Pacific pocket mouse), 3387 nucleotides. Its product is annotated as myozenin-3-like. Lineage: Eukaryota; Metazoa; Chordata; Mammalia; Rodentia; Heteromyidae. Gene Ontology annotation, molecular function: FATZ binding; telethonin binding; actin binding. Gene Ontology annotation, cellular component: Z disc; actin cytoskeleton. The record is from RefSeq and is a predicted model, not a curated record.
UCAUGGAUUCAUUUAUUCCACAAGCAUCUAGAGAGUUCCUAUCAGGUGUAGUUGGGCACGAAGGACAGAAGAGUUACAGGCUGCAGUGGGCCCCAGCCGGCUUUGCCCGUCGGUGGCCAUGGUGCCAUGGUGGUUAUUGAACGCCCGUGGACCCACGAAUGAAGCCUUCUGUUCGCAAGGGCCUGCUGCCCUGCCACCUGUCUUCCCCAGAGCCUGGAGCUGUGAGCAUCUGGCCCCGGCUCUUAUUGCAGCCUGAAAUAAGGCUGUGACCAGGACAGUCCAAGAAUGAUGCUGCCAGCUGAAGCCAGAGCUGGCCUGGGAACUCGCUCUGCUCAUUGGCCGCUGACCGCGGACAGCGCAGCCACGGACGCUGGCCAGGCACCUUCCAGCCUCCCCGCGGAGGGCUAGCCUGGAGGGGCCGGCGCUCCUCCCUGCCCACCGCAGGCCCCUCUCUCAGGAUGAUCUCCAAGGAGCAAAAGCAGCCGACCACAGCUGUCAUGGGGAGCCUCGCUGGGCCAGUCCCUUCGCUGGACCUGGGGAAGAAGCUGAGCGUACCCCAAGACCUGAUGUUAGAGGAGCUCUCGCUGCGUAACAACCGGGGGUCCCUCCUGUUUCAGAAGAGGCAUCGCCGUGUGCAAAGGUUCAUUGAGUUUGAAGCCAGCCAGCCGGGGACGGAGGCCAGAAGCCCCCGGGGAGAGGUGACGGGGGCCGCCGCGCCGGGGACGGUUGCCAGUGGCCCCCAGGGGCAGCACCUGCGCGCUUCCCCCCGCGGCCUCGAGGACGCCGGAGCCGCCGCCGCCGCCGCCCAGCCCGAGCGCGCCCGCAGCCCCAGCGCCCUGGCUCCCGGCUACGCGGAGCCGCUCCAGGCCGUCCCGCCGGAAAAGUUCAACCACACCUCCAUCCCCAAGGGCUACCGCUGCCCCUGGCAGGAGCUGGCCCGCCCCCGCGAGCUCCGCGGCGACCUCACGCCCCGCGUCCCCGACCUCCGCAAUUUCAACCGGACUCCCGUGCCAUUUGGAGGAGCCCUGGACGGGGAGACCUUUCACAGGGAAGGCACCCCCUUUGUCCCAGAGCCCUUUAGUGGCUUGGAACUCCUGCGCCUCAGACCCAACUUCAACAGGGUGGCUCAGGGCUGGGUCCGCAAGCUCCCAGAGUCUGAGGAGCUGUAGACGCAGCCUGUAACCUCUUUCUCAGCCUCAGAACUCCUGGAACAUCGGAAGCCAAGACUUACGGACUGCAUUUACAGUCUAUGAAGAGCCUGCACACACAACUGUUGUUGCAAAUGUCUCAAAGGUCACAGAGCUCAGUAGUUUCCAAAUGCAGAUGUGUUUCAAGGUCAGCUGAGGACAGUGGUCCUCACACAGACUUGCAGUGCCAAGAAUCUCUACUAGUAACUCGUCCCGCCAGGUGAUCGAAGUGCCCACAGUUUGCCUUUAGGAAUCCACACCCACGUGUCUGUCCCCCUGUUGCAGCCGCUGACACCCCCAUGGCGGCCGCUGACUCGCAGCCCAGCUCCCUGUGACCAUCUCUGAUGGGGAGCCUUGCCUCUCACUGAUGCCGUUGGCUCCAGCAGUCAUCUUAGGAUGUGCCACACAUGGCCAGGCUCGGGUCUUGAGGAGGAAAAGAUAGAGGGGAAGAGAGAUGUAUGGAGUGAUGAGUGGCUUUCAUUUCCCCUGGAGCACACGAAUUGACAACUGAGGCACGAAGCGUCACUGAUCAGAGCAAGGUCGCCGACCCUGGCCCUGAGGUAUGAUUCCAGAAACUUCUCCUACAAUUGGAGUGGGAUGUUGGAAGGGAUGAGAAUCCACUGAGGAAACAGGAGUGUGAUGGGAAGAGUGUCCUGGCGAGCAGGUAAAUCAGCACGUGCAGAACUGAGUCCAGAGGAGAAGGGGGCGCGGGGGGGGCUUUACUGAUGGCCGCACUGGUUGCUGUGUGGCGCACAGGCUGAGAGGAGCAAGGCUGGAGGCCGCAAGCCUUCAAGGAUGAUGCCUGGAGUAGGGGUGGCCAAGGGGGUAAAUGCCAGGGGGCACCGCCAGGCACUUUACAGGACAGAAGCCAAGUGGGAUAUUAUGAGGCUUCCUUGUUACCCUCUAGCUCGAGCAGGCCCCUCGGCUCCAGUGACGGUGGGGUUGUUGGUUCUGGUGGUGGUGGUGGUGGAUAAUGGUGGUGGGGCUCUAGCUUCUUACCUCAGGGCUUGGGAUGGCAGAGCUGCAAGCUUGAGCUCAGAGGCUGGGCUCCGUCCCUGAGCUUUUUCGCUCAAGGCUAGUGCUCUACCAAGUGGGCCACAGCGCCACUUCUGCUUUGCUGGGGGUUAAGUGGACACAAGAGUUUUAUGGCCUCUCCUGCCCGGGCUGGCUUCAAACUGUGAUCCUCAGAUCUUAGCCUCCUGAGUAGUUAGGAUUAUAGGCGUGAGGCACUGGAGCCCAGCUGGCAGAGCUCCUUCAUAUAGCCAAGCCUGAUACUCGGCACAGGUGAAAGGUAUUGUCCUCCUUUUACAGAUGAGUUUCCACAGGCCCCAAAGAGAAAACAGACUUGCCCAAGAGUUGAAGUCAGGGAGGCCCUGGGAAGCUAAGCCUGGCCGUUCCCUCACCGUGGUGCCAGGCCUUGGGACUUAAUGGAGCCUGGAGCAUCCCGUUGGGUGGAACGGGAUCAGGUGUGGCACUGUGAGACCUGUGAGCUCGGGCACGUCCUCUCACGUGCCUGGGGGGAGGGUGGGCAUUGGAGUUCUUUUAGGAAGAAGGAGCGUAGUUGGAAAUCCAUGAUCGAGUAGCAGAUGCAGCUGGAGAAGCGGGCUGUGCGGCAGCGCCAGGCGCCUGACAAGCGUCUCCAGGCCCGAGGCCCCCCGUGGAGUCACCUGCCCUGCGCGCUGGAGUUUCCACUGCCCCUCCAGGUCGCAAGCGGACAGCAGCUCGAGUUGUGUUUUUGUUUGUAACUGGUGGUUCAGGGCCUUGUUUGCUAGGCAGUACUUUAUUGUUGACUCUAGCCCAUGGUGACUUAGAACUGCUGACAUUUGAUGUGUUCUCAUGGAUUUGGGGAUGUGGUUUAAAGCUGGAGUCUGUGAGCUGGACGACCAUGCCCCGAAACGUCUGCAAGGCAGAAGAGGACUUGGGUCACCUGGGUCGGUCCUGCAGAGCUCUGCAGCUGCCAGCACAGGGUAAAUACGGGAGCCUCAGGGGAACUUGUGCACCUUAAGGUGGCCCUCAUCCCUUUGAGAGGGUGACUUUGGUUGAUUUCCAAAAAUCUUACUCUAAAAAUAGUUUGUGAAAGUUAUCUUCCCAACACAGCCCAGAAAAAGGAAUAGAACUUGGGGCCCAACAAGUCCCUUGUAUGAAAUGACUUUUACCUGUUUUUGUUUUUUGCUUGGGGCUUGAACUCAGGGCCUGGGCA